Molecule: messenger RNA, 1554 nt
Organism: Vespula pensylvanica (western yellowjacket)
Lineage: Eukaryota; Metazoa; Arthropoda; Insecta; Hymenoptera; Vespidae
Gene: cN-IIIB
Product: 7-methylguanosine phosphate-specific 5'-nucleotidase
Exons: 6
Coding region: 446-1357 (303 amino acids)
Cellular component (GO): cytoplasm
Molecular function (GO): 5'-nucleotidase activity; magnesium ion binding
Source: RefSeq, a predicted model, not a curated record
AGUAUGUCAUAUUUUACUUUUAUGCGCGUUUACAAUGGUUUCCGCCUUUAAAAUAAAUUUCCAAUUUUAAAUUUAACCGCCUGCGCAUAAUACCUUGCGCACAACGGAAGAAGUGCGUGCUAAAGGAAUUAGAGACCAUCACGGAAGAGACGCGACUAGACUUUAAGAUCGUGAUUUAUUCACAAAAGAUAAAAAUUCGUGUCGUUAUGUACAAAACAAGAUUAUCGCAAUUUGCGAAAACAAAUCGUUUCAGCUGCAACGUCAUACGCAGGCGUUUUUAUCGCAAGUUCGAAAACACCUUUUUAAAAAUAUUACUUGUACGAAGUAUGGUGUCGACGAAGGCGCGUUGAGAUCUAAUUCCUUUUAGAAGAAAGAAUACGUUAUAAGCUUCUGUUUUCUCAGCCAUCAAAUUUCUAUAAGGUGGCACUCGUGGGUAGCCUGCAAGAUGGUUGGGAAGUCGGUACAAAAAAAGAUGCCGGAUAAAAUUACUAUCGACGACUUUCCUAUUUUAAAGUCAAAACAUGUUUAUAUCAAGGAUACAAACGCUACAAUAAAUAUUAUUAAUAUUAUGCUACGGGGUGGAGCAGACCAUUUACAGAUUGUCACAGAUUUUGACUUAACACUAACCAAACAACAUGUUGAUGGCAAAUUGGUGCUCAGCAGCUUUGGUUUAUUUGGAAAAUGUAAUCAAUUACCAUCCGAGUAUACGAAUGAGUCUAGACGAUUAUAUCACAAAUACAGACCUAUAGAAAUUGAUCCAAAUUUAUCUCUAAAAGAAAAAAUAGAAGCCAUGAGCGAUUGGAUGAUUGCUGCUGAAAAAUUAUUAAAAGGAAUAGAAUUUGAUCCAAAAGAAUUGUCUGAAGUUGCAGAAAAAUACGGUACACCUUUACGCGAUGGUACCAAAGAAUUCUUGGAAAAAUUAAAUAAUGCUAACAUACCAGUUCUCGUAUUCAGUGCUGGUUUAGGGGAUGUUGUAGAAGCUAUUCUAAAAUGUCAUAAAGUUUUCUUUAAUAAUGUUAAAAUUAUAUCGAAUUUUCUUAAAUAUAAUGGUACAAAAAUAGAUGGAUUCAAAAACAAAAAACUGAUACAUGUUUUUAAUAAAAAUGAACAUGCUCUUGAACAAGAAUAUUUUAAAGUUAUUGAAGGAAGACGACAUGUAUUACUAAUGGGUGAUACAACUGGAGAUGCAAAUAUGGUAAAUGGUAUGGAUGAUACGGUAGCAGUUUUAAAAAUUGGAUUUUUGUAUGAUAAAGCAGAAGAAAAUCUGGCUAAUUAUAUGGAGGAGUUUGAUAUUGUAUUAGUGGAUGAUCAAACGAUGCACGUGGCAACAGAAAUAUUAAGAACUAUAUUAAAAUAAUUAUAUUAAGGUUUAGAAAUUAUUUAUAAUUUCUUUUUUCUUGCAAUGAACAAGAGUUGACAUAAAAACAGUGUACAAAAGUUUUUGUAUUAAGUGUGUUCCACGCAGGGUGUGAAGCCCAAAUUCACUUAUUAAAUACUUUGUUAUAUAUAUUUUAAUGUAUUUAUGUUUAAAUAGAAAUUUUAUAAACUUUAAAA